GUUUCCUGUCAAGGUGUCAAGAGCUUUGAAAAGUUGUCAACAAAAAAUAAGGAUUGUUUUUAAUUCGUUAAUGAUUAUAAUGAUGUCAUUCCCUGUUUCUUUAUUAUUCAUAGAAUUUAAACUGUCACUAACAAUAGUCGAUAGUGCAAGUGAAACAUUACAUGCGGGUAAUGUGAUAUAAGGGCGUCUACUCAGUGUAAUUCGACAGAAGUCAAACAAUUGUUACUGUAACAAUCAACAGCUAGAAUGUCUGCAUUUAACGUGAAGCCUUCAAAUGGCUGGAUACACUCAGACAAACUGAUAGCAAACCAAGGGGCGACCUAUGCAGUGAGAUAUGUUGGCUGUAUGGAAAUAAAAGUGUCCAUGAAACAGCUAGACUUUAAAACAAGGUCUAGUGUAGCAAAGGAAUGCAUUAACAGAGUAUGCGAAACCUUGAAGUUGAAAACAGCCGACAAGAAGAAGAAAGUAGACAAGAAAGUGCUCAGAGCUAUUGCAGAAACCCCAAAUCUAAGGUAUGCAGGGUCAAAUGUGAACCUGAACAUAUCCAGCAUUAGUCUUACACUAACAUCACUAGAUACCAGUCAAAUCAUUGCUUCCCAUGAAAUGCCAAGGAUCUCAUUUGCUUCAGGAGGUGAUGCUGAUACUCUAGAUUUUGUAGGGUAUAUAGCAAAAGAUGAGAAUGAUUUGAGGGCAUGUUAUGUCUUGGAGUGUGGAGGAGGACUUGCGAAAGAUGUGAUUGCUACCAUAGGACAAGCAUUUGAGCUGAGGUUCCAGCAGUUCACUAAUAAAUCACCUAUGAUGUGUGAUUUAGGCACAACCAUGGGCAGUAUUUCUUCUGCUAUGGGUGGAGAUGGUGAUAAAGAUUAUUAUAAUGAUUUGCCAGGGAAGGUUCCCCCUGAUGUUGAACCCCCACCAGUACCUCCUCUACCUACAGUAGUUCUUCCAUUUACAACUUUGCCACCUGUUCAGUCACCAAACUUGAUUGACCUCAGCUCAGAGCUUAGUUCUGAAGCAUCUCAUGAGGCUGCUCAACAUGAGUAUGUUAAUGAUAUUGUAGCUAGGGAUAGGGACGUCUUUGACAUGAAGCCUUUCACGCAUUCGACUGCUGCUGCAUUCUCGAAUAAGGAUCCUAUUGGAAAUAUAGAAGAUGAAAUCUGGUUCCAUGGUCAAAUCUCGAGGGCUGAAGCAGAGAAUCUCCUCCAAAAAGAUGGCGACUUCCUGGUGCGUGAAUCGACAAACACUGUAGAGCGCCAGUUUGUACUAUCAGGCAUCCAGGAUGGCAACAAGAAACAUCUUCUUCUCAUAGACCCUGAGGGUGUGGUAAGGACGAAGGACAAAGUCUUCACAAAUAUCAGUCAUCUCAUUGAAUACCACUGCGAAAAUGCCUUGCCUAUUAUAUCUGCUGAAAGUGCUUUGCUGUUGAGGAAUAAGAUACCAAGGACUUCUUGAGUUUUAAAGAGUACUGGUGCAAUAAGGAGGUGGAAGGUUGUGGGAUAGAUGUGGACCAUUGAGUGUAACCACUUUUUGAAAAUGGAUCGGUGGAUAUAUGCAAACUUAUCUUAAACGUUAUUUAGGCUAAACACAAUGCAGAAUCAAUAAAGUGCGUGUACUAUUGAAUUUGAGUUAUGUCACUUCUUAUUGGUUGUGACUAAAGUUACGUCAAAAUCACGCUAAGAUGGGUAUACGUAAAUCCAGCAUAACUGAUUUGCGUCAAACGUAAAGGUUUACCAUUGACUAUCGUAUUAUACAUGAAGAUAACCAACUAACAGUACUAUGUUCGCGCGUCCGAAAAUUUAUCCAAGAUGAAAUGAGAUACCGUAGUGUCAUCUAUAAGCAUCUUUCACAACCAUGUAUAAUAAGAAAUGUACUUUGAACAGGUUAGUGUCUCAUAGAUGGUGCUGUAGCCCACUAUAUAUAUGAGCAUAGAGCAGCUUUAGCACCAUCUAUGAGGCACUAACCUUUUCAAAGUAAAUUCUCAUAGAUGUCGCUACGGUAUCUCAUUUCUUCUCGGAUAUUUUUUAGGGCACGCGAAUAUAGUAUCAUGUUAACUAUCCUCAAAUAGAAGACAUUGGACAAUGAAUUUAGCAAAAGAAGACAUGGAGAUCUGAUAAUAAGUAUAAUAAAUUACAAGACAUUAAUAAUUAUUCAUAUAUGACAGAAAAUGAUUGAUAAUACCUAGUAUGCUAGCUUUCAGUGUAAUGAUACUGCAAUAUUAGUUAACCAUUAUGUAUAAUUGAACUGGCCAUUGCAAAAACCUCAUAAGUCAAACACAAUUUGAUUUUUUCAGGAGACAAUAAAGACGGUGGCAUUGAUAAAUAAACCAGUUUACAACACUCUUCUACAGUAUUCGAGUUCUAGGUGACUGAAAUCUCGAAUUUCCUUUACAGUUUAUUUAUAAUAAUAAUGGACAAGGCCUGAAAAACUGUUUUGGACUUGUUUAGUAGGAAAUAGGGUUAGAUAAACUUGAGGGAAAGGAUCAUAUUAAUCAUAUUUUUUAUUGCUUAUUAUUGAAAUUCACACCUAAAGAUUGGCAGAAAAACAUGUUACAUGUGUUUUACACGGAAGCCGAUUAGGGAGAAGCCUAAAUACCAAAGCACAGCGGUUGCUAUGAGGAGUUUAAAGAAACUUUGUUGAUCCGAUUUUGAACUGCCUAUUACUAGAAUUGGGAAAAGCCUUUUCAGAUAGAUUUUUCUACAAUCUUGAUACCCUAGGGACAAGGAGCGGUCGUAUCGGCCGGUUCUGCAUACACGAUGUUUUAAUUUUUUGCAUGAUUUAAUAUCUUAGGUACGUAGGGGAAACACGGGCGAAGGAAAAUUAAAUUCCUUGUUUGACAUCCAAACCAUGAAUCGGCCAUCGUGAAAAAGUACAUAAACUUAUCGUGCCACCUUCUUCAAAAAUCAGCAAUUGGCUGUAGAAAAAAAACAGGUGCGCCUAUUGUACUACCAGGUAUCACAAUGUACUUCUUAAACAAAAAAUUGAUUUUCCAAGGUAGAUGUUGGGCGAUGGGCGUGUAUUUCCAUUUCUAUACUAUUCAUACGGACUGCGUUUUAAAAUAUUUAGUGUAGGUACGUUUAAAAAACCGAGGGAAACUGCAGGUUUUCGCACUUGUUGUGAAUACGAUGAUGGUUUCUCGCAGUUAUUUGAAAUUCUUCAAAUUCGUAGGAUUCGUAGUCCUAGAUAACCACAACAAAAUUGGAGUAGAUUGGUCAAGUAGUUUUUGAGAAUUUCUAAUUGUUUAUCCCAAAACACCUGUCUUCUGGCCAUCACUACUACUUUAUUGAGCAAUAUACAGGGUUAGUGCAAAGGGCAUUUUAUAGCCAAAUACACUAGUUUACCUUGCCUAUAUGAAUCGCAACCCAUUCCGGAAGACAAUUGUUAAAAUUAUGUUUUGGGGUCAACAAUUAGGAAUUCUCAAACUACUUGACCAAUGUACUUCAAUUUUGUUGUUGUUAUUUACAAGUAUGAAUACUACGGAUUUGAAGAAUUCAAGUAGUUGCGUGAAAUUAUCGUCGCAUUACCAACAUAAUAUUUUUGCUAUUAGUCGGAUCUUUUUACGUGUGGUCUCAAUUUGUAGUUCUCAUAAAUACCUAAAAAUCUUAUAUGAAGAGUUUUUUCGUUAUUGUCAACACUUUCGAUUGAAUCCCAAAAAUCAUGUUUUCUCAUUCUUUGUUGUCAAAUAAAAAGUUUUCCCUCAAAAAUUGGUGUACCCAUUUUCUGCCACCAUGUUUUAAAUACCCCCUCGAACAACUUGCAUUAAUAAAACCAGACUUAACAAUUAUUUCGGGGAAAUCUGCUGAUAUGAUUAGACUAUCAGUGGCUUUGAUAGGACAUAAGAAAACUCUUGAAUAGGUGAUAUUGGGCAAAGCAGUGGGGAUACGGUAUUAGCCCGUAACUUGAUUUUUGUAGCUAGUAAAUUAAAAAUUGUUAUUUUGAACCACUCAAGCACCCUUUAUCGAAUAGUGCAUGCAAAUACCAUCUAAAUCCCGAGCUUACGUUGUUUAUGAAAAAAACCUCGAUCAUUUGAAGGGGAUGGAAUUUGUAUUGUCUUCAGAGGUGUGUACCCAGAAUACGCAUCUACCUUUAAUGGACUGUGUUCAAUACAAAAGUUUAUUGGAAAAAAUGGACUUGAGUAGUUUUUGAAAUUGCCGAUUCAAUUAUUUUUUCCGUGGUGUCAGGUAUGUACGCACAAGUUUUGUUUUUAUAUAUAACCCUAUAUCUAUAACUCAGAGCCAGACUAGGUUAAGUCCAAAUAAUUAAUUUUUCAGUAGAGGCGAUUGGAGAUUCCCUAAACGCAAAUUUGACGAUUGCCGACACUAGGUAUCAUAAUGUUGUGAAAUUUUGUAUACGAGUAUAUGCAUAAUGGUUAAAUAAAAGCAAGCAUUUUGGUGAAAUGCUGAUAUUUUGUAAUUUUUUUGUCAUUGUUCUGGCUUAACCUAAUUUGGUUCAGACAAAAAAAAAAUGACUUAUUACUAUAAGUCCUGUUCCAUGCAAAGUUGACUUGAAUAUCAGAUAAGUUCAUAAAAAAGAGUCAGGGUCCAAAACACCUAAUUUCCGGAUUUCACUUUUUCCUGGAUAGUAAUAAAACAACACGUUAGUCCAGAAAACUAUAUUUAACAUAAAAUAAAUUUAUAUUUAAUUAAACGAUUUUAGAAAA
This is a messenger RNA of Acanthoscelides obtectus, 4654 nucleotides long. The record is from the annotation of a GenBank genome assembly. NCBI's taxonomy places the organism in Eukaryota, Metazoa, Arthropoda, Insecta, Coleoptera, Chrysomelidae.